This is a messenger RNA of Elaeis guineensis (African oil palm), 3105 nucleotides long. RefSeq lists its product as uncharacterized. The record is from RefSeq and is a predicted model, not a curated record. NCBI's taxonomy places the organism in Eukaryota, Viridiplantae, Streptophyta, Magnoliopsida, Arecales, Arecaceae.
CAAGUAAUAGAGAGAGAAGCUGAAAGAGAGACUGGAAACAGUGGAUGCUAAGAGCAGCUCUGUGCUCUCUCUCUCUCUCUGUGUAGCAAAGCUUGAUUAUUUAGUGCUAAUGGCAGAAGAAAACACAGAGAGGAACGGAGAAAAUUCUCAGCUCGGUAGACCGAGGGCGGGAAUAAGGCCAGCUCUGUUUUGAAAGCAAUAAAGAAAUGGAGUCUCUCCCAAACCGACGAAAAAGCUGAAAAGGGCUCCCAAGAAGGCGACUUUCUUCUUCCCCUCACAUGCAUUCGGUCCAAAGAGUGAUCUUCUCUGGUUUGAAAAACGUUUUGGGCAUUAGCUGGUGGUGAUCUGUGGAGGAAUUGGGGCAUUGGUGGGUAUGGACUAUGGAGGUGGAAUCCAAGUGCCAUUGACCUGUUAGAUGAUUGAGAUAGCAAGAUGGACCGCCGGAGUUGGCUUUGGAGGCGGAAGUCGUCCGAGAAGAGCCCCGGUGAAACUGAGAGCUCAGGAUCGGUGUCGUCUCAUUCUGAGAGGUACUCAGAUGAUCAGGAGGCAGUGAAGGGUUCUUCAAAUAAUUCUUCCCCAAAUCAUGCCCAGUCACCAGAGGUUUCAUCAAAUGUCGGUGAUAGUGAAGUCCAUGAAAGUGUGAAGAGUUUGACCGAGAAACUCUCAGCUGCUCUUCUGAACAUCAGCGCUAAAGAGGAACUGGUCAAGCAACAUGUGAAAGUUGCAGAAGAAGCUGUUUCAGGCUGGGAACAGGCAGAAACUGAAGUUGCAGCUCUGAAGCAGCAACUUGAAGCUGCAAACCAGAAAAACUCUGCUCUUGAAGAUAGGAUUGGUCACCUUGAUGGUGCCCUCAAGGAAUGCGUCAGGCAGCUCCGCCAAGCAAGAGAGGAGCAAGAGGAAAAAGUCCAUGAUGCUGUCACUAAGAAGACCCAUCUGUGGGAAUCUGAGAAGCUUGAGCUUGCGAAGCAGCUUGUUGAGCUCAAAGCACAGCUGCAAGCUGCAAAAUCUGAAGCUGCUGCUGCUGUUGACCUUGGUCUUAAAGCAAAAAUUGAAGCUGCUGAGAAAGAAAAUGCAGCUCUCAAGGUUGAACUACUAUCUCAAUCCAAGGAUCUCCAGAUGCUGACACUAGAGAGGGAGCUGAGUAAUCAAGCAGCAGAGACAGCCAGCAAGCAACAUUUAGAGAGCAUAAAAAAGGUUGCUAAACUUGAAGCUGAAUGCCGUAGGUUACGGUCUACAGCAUGUAAAUCACUACCAGUUAAUGAGCACAAGCCUGUUGCAAAUUCAAUUUGCAUGGAAUCUGUUACUGAUAGCCAAUCAGAUAGUGGGGAACGGUUGCUGAGCAUGGAUAAUGAGCCAGGCUGCUCAGAUUCAUGGGCAUCAGCUUUAAUUGCUGAACUUGAUCAGUUCAAGAAUGAUAAGGCCAGUGCAAGAAACCUUACCACUUCUAUAGAGAUUGACCUGAUGGAUGAUUUCCUUGAGAUGGAGAGACUAGUUUCUUUGCCUCAGGCCAAUUGUGUAAGCUCUAGCUUUGAACCUGAAGUUGAUUCUGACAGAGUUGCUAUGAGAGAUAGCCCAUUAAGAGUCGAAGCAUUGCAUCUUCAGUUAGCUGAAUUGGAAGAAAAAGUUGCAAAAAUAGAAAAUGAGAAAGCAGAAUUGGAGAUGGCUUUAGUUGAUUCGCGAAAUCAGCUUGAGGCUUCUUGCAAUCAGCUCACAGUUGCUGAGGAUAAGUUGCUUGAAGUGCAGAGGCAGUUAGACCUGGCCAAUGAAUCAAAACAAGUGGCCACAGCAGAAGUGGUGUCUGUGGAGGCAAAGAGAAAGGCACUGGAGGCUCAGCUAGAAUUGACAGAACAGGAAGUCAGAAAGCUAUAUGAUAAGGUGUGUUUGUUAGAAGGAAAAAUUGAGGGUGAGAAGGCACUGUCUGCAGAACUUCAAGCUAGGGCAGAUGCUGCAGAGGCUGCUAGAAAGGUAUUGGAGUCUCAGCUUGAGUCAGCUCAUUUGGAAGUUGGUAGUCUGAAUGAAAUGGUGGGUCUAUUAGAAAGCAAGGUGGAGGAGGAGAGGGCAUCAUCUACAGAAUUUGUGGCGAACAUUCGUGCUUUAGAGGCUGUGAGAAAGGCAUUAGAUUCUCAGCUUGAGUCUGCACGUUUGGAAGUCAAUAAGCUACGUGAGAAGGUGGGUUCCUUAGAAGUGAAAGCUGAGGAGGAGAGGACUAAAUCUACAGAAUUUGCAUCUAAAAUAGAGGCUGUGGAGGCAGCAAGAAAGUCAUUAGAAUUCCAGCUCGAGACGGCAAAUUUGGAAAUAGGAAAGCUGCACAAUAAGAUGGGUUUAUUGGAAGUACAAGUUAGUAAGGAAAAGGCAUUAACUGCAGAAUUUGCAGCAAAGUGUCAGAAAUUGGAGAGUGAGGUAUCAAGGAUAAAGCAAGACACUGAGCUCUGGCAAGUUACAAGCUCAAAUGGAGACCUGAAGAUUAAAAAGGAGAAAGAGCUUGCUGUGGCUGCUGGGAAGCUGGCAGAGUGCCAAAAAACAAUCGCCUCUCUUGGCCAGCAGUUGAAAUCGCUGACAACUUUAGAUGACUUCAUGCUUGAAGCUGAGAAGCUAGAAUUAAACGGAGGCUCACCAGAUCUUAUACUGCAUUCUAGUUAUUCUUCGGAAAAGAUAAGCAGCUAUUCUUUCCCGAAUGGAAAAGAGAGGGGGUCUCCAUCUUCUUCGCUCUCAUCCUCAUCCUCAACUCUUUCUGGGUUUGCAAGCUUGUUGCCUCGAAGUAGGAGCAGCAGCUAUAUAGAAAACUAGUAGAACAUGGAAAAGCUGAAAGUUUGAAUGGUUUUGGUGUCCACUGUAUUGCAAAUGUACAUCGAAAAGAAGUGUUCUGUUAGAUUAUUGGUGGGAUUUUCUUUUCUUUUCCCUUUUUCUUUUUGGUGGUUGAUGGUGAGAUGUAUAAUUUCCUUUGUUAUAUCAAAAUCCUAAGAUAAUUAGCAGAAGUGAAGAUUGCAGGGCUGUAACUUUCUGCGCUUCUUUAAGAUGUUUUUUUUUUCAGUACUUAAAAGAGGGGAUGAAAGCUUUUGACCGAAUGGACCGAACUUUCAUCUCUCUUGUUACUUGUUUGUAGAA